Lolium rigidum is the source of this 985-nucleotide messenger RNA. Its product is annotated as protein SULFUR DEFICIENCY-INDUCED 2-like. Lineage: Eukaryota; Viridiplantae; Streptophyta; Magnoliopsida; Poales; Poaceae. Gene Ontology annotation, molecular function: protein binding. The record is from RefSeq and is a predicted model, not a curated record. Bases 85 to 969 code for a protein of 294 amino acids. The transcript has 4 exons.
AACAAGCCACCUAUCUCACCAAUCCGCGCGCGCGCGCCCACCAUUGCUCUCCUCUCCUAGCUAGCUCCGUCCGUCGGCAUCGACAUGGCCGCCGCUUCGUCCAGGAGGAGGGCCGGAGAGAAGAAGGAUCUCUUCCACGUCGUGCACAAGGUGCCCGCCGGCGACAGCCCCUACGUCCGGGCCAAGCACCUCCAGCUCGUCGAGAAGGACGCGGAGGCGUCGAUCGUCUGGUUCUGGAAGGCGAUCAACUCCGGGGACAGAGUGGACAGCGCCCUCAAGGACAUGGCCGUGGUCAUGAAGCAGCAGGACCGCGCCGAGGAGGCCAUCGAGGCCAUCAGGUCCUUCAGGCACCUCUGCUCCAGGCAGGCACAGGAGUCCCUAGACAACCUGCUAAUCGACCUCUACAAGAAGUGCGGAAAGGUUGAGGAGCAGAUAGAGCUGCUGAAACAGAAGCUCAAGAUGAUAUGCCUCGGUGAGGCCUUCAACGGGAAGAUCACCAAGACGGCACGCUCCCACGGCAAGAAGUUCCAGGUCUCCAUCCAGCAGGAGAUGUCCCGCAUUCUGGGCAACCUUGGCUGGGCUUACAUGCAGCAGAACAACUACGAAGCCGCUGAACUGGUGUACCGGAAGGCCCAAACAAUCGUGCCCGACGCCAACAGGGCGUGCAACCUUGGGCUGUGCCUGAUCAAACAGGGCAGGCAUGAGGAGGCAAUGCAAGUACUCGAGGAUGUCCUGCUUCGCAGAAUCUCCGGACUGGACGAUGACAAGGCGGUCGCCCGAGCUGAGCAGCUGCUCCGUGAGCUCUGCCCGACGACCCAUGUUUCAUCGCCGUUGGAUAUCGGCUUCAGUUUCACCGAGGAGAUCGUGGAGAGACUAGACCUUGUGAUGAAUGAUUGGACGCCAUUCAGGUCGAGGAGGCUGCCAGUGUUCGAGGAGCUAGACGCAUUCAGGGACCAAAUGGCUUGUUGAUUUCUUACUUCUUCGG